Messenger RNA from Trypanosoma conorhini, 1590 nucleotides. RefSeq names its product putative RNA methyltransferase. Gene Ontology annotation, molecular function: methyltransferase activity. The coding region runs from base 1 to 1590 and encodes 529 amino acids. Gene Ontology annotation, cellular component: nucleolus. The transcript has a single exon. Gene Ontology annotation, biological process: rRNA base methylation. The record is from RefSeq and is a predicted model, not a curated record. NCBI's taxonomy places the organism in Eukaryota, Euglenozoa, Kinetoplastea, Trypanosomatida, Trypanosomatidae.
AUGGAUGUCUACCGGCAGGCCAGCGAGAUUGUGCGCGCCGUCCGUGAGGGCAAUGGCACCGCAAAGGCUCUCUGCCUUCGCAAGGAGAUGCAGAAGAAGAAGCAGACGUAUGCGGUGGUGUGCGAAACGCUGCGGCAUCACGACCUCCUGCAGGACGUCCUCGAUCAGGCAGAGUUCUUCAAGUACUACCCGCGCGCCAACAAGGGGUUCGCCAUCUGCAUGGCGUACGACGUCGUGUUGGGAAAAGGGCUGAACACCAAUCGCGAUACGACGGCGCAGGCGAUCCAAAAGUCCGCGCCGUAUCUGCGGGAGGCGUAUUGGCACGUGAAGAAGCACCACGUCAUUCCCCCACGUGCGCAUGAGCCUUUUGCCGAGGACGGUAGCAACCGGGGCGGGGAGGGGGAUGGUAACCAAAAUAACGGGGACGGGGGCAAUUACAGUCGCCCUCACAAGGGCGCGCAGCCACGCCCCUCGGGCGAUGGCGAUACGGCGACUCAGGCAGCCGAGCUGCUGAUUCCACGGUACGCGCGCGUGAACACGUUGAAGAUUGACAUGGAGAGCCUGGUCGAGCGUCUCCAGCGAGCUGCCGAGAAGCGCGGCCGUGAAGAUGGGGCGAAACCUCAGUUGCAGCAGCAAAAAAAACAACACUAUGCGAAGGGGUUUCGCACCUUGCCGGCUUUCACUGUAGAUCCUGUUGUACCGUCGCUGCUUGUCUUUCCCGCAGGCACCGAUCUUCACGCCCACCCCGCGGUGCGGAGCGGUCAGCUCGUCCUGCAAGAUCGUGCGUCGUGUCUGCCCGCAUGCGUCCUGUUGGAGGCGGUGGAGGUGGUUAGGGCGUCGUCCAUCGCGGCCCCCGCACCGCUUGAGUACAUCGUUGACGCCUGUGCCGCCCCUGGCAACAAAACAACGCAUCUCGCGGCGCUGGGUGCCCCAACUGUGAAAAUCAUGGCGGUGGAGCGCGACGAGAAGCGCGCGGAGCUGCUGCGCAACCGCGUCCAAAGCCUCGGCGCCAGUGACUACGUGAAUGUCGUCAACAUGGACUUUUUCCAGAUGUCCUCUGCGGAUCGUGAGGCAACUGAGGGAAUUCUGCUGGACCCAAGUUGCAGCGCGAGCGGGGUUUGGACGCGCGUAGAUGUUUCGCUCAUGCGGCAACGCCAAGCCCGUGCCGCCGACGCCAAGGAAGACGGCAAGGGCGAGGGUGUGGCCGGCAACACUGAGUCUGGGGCCAUUAGCCCUGAAGAGCACGGCGCUGAAUUCGCCAGCAACGCCGAUCGCGUCAUGGGGCUUGCGCGGCUGCAGCGGAAGCUUUUGGCGCAUGCCCUACUCUCCUUUGACAAUUGCCGCACUGUUGUGUACUCCACCUGCUCCGUGCACGAGGAGGAGAACGAGUGUGUGGUGCGGCAGGUGCUAGAGGACGCGCGGGUGCAGGCGCGUGGCUGGACGCUGAGCAGCAUCAUGCCGACCACGUGGAACACGCGCGGGCACAAGUGCGAGGGCGACGCGUUUCCGCUGGACCACACCAUCCGCUGCGACCCCGUCGCCGACGCCACCAACGGUUUUUACGUGGCCCGCUUCGAUCGCACCGUUUAA